This is a messenger RNA of Trichoderma atroviride IMI 206040, 2284 nucleotides long. RefSeq lists its product as uncharacterized. The record is from RefSeq and is a predicted model, not a curated record. Gene Ontology annotation, cellular component: mitochondrion; succinate-CoA ligase complex. Gene Ontology annotation, molecular function: metal ion binding; succinate-CoA ligase (ADP-forming) activity; ATP binding. Gene Ontology annotation, biological process: succinyl-CoA metabolic process; tricarboxylic acid cycle. Lineage: Eukaryota; Fungi; Ascomycota; Sordariomycetes; Hypocreales; Hypocreaceae.
AAACACGGCAAAGAGGCAGAAGCAACCAUUACUCGUUCUUUUUCAUGUUCUUCACAGCGGUCAAAUCACCUCAGUGCUAUUGAUGAGUGAAUUAUAGAUAAUCAUUGGUAAUGACACAUGACAGGAGAGGCUGGCACGAGACGCCCGGGCCAAGCUAGACUUCCGAGUUCUGGCUAUUCUUUCAGCGGCUACUACACUUACAGAGUCUUGCUCAAAUCUAGGACAGCUCCGUCCAGAGAGCAGUAGAUUAUAGCGACUUGAGCCGAUUUCAGAGCUGAUUUUGGAGCUGACAAAUAUAGCCACGUCCAUCAGCUGGCUUGUCCGACUUGUACUCUGAACUCGCAUGCAAAACAUCCUCCAAUGCAACAUUGUCCAGGUUAGCAGCAGACAGCUAUCCAGGAACCCGGCAGUUGGCAGCUUGACAGGGCUCUUCGGCACGCCGCUGCGCCGGCACAACAAUGUUCCGCUCCACCAGUCGGCGAAACUCGGGUACCCCCGUCGCCUGCCAGCCUAGGCCGAGCCAGCCAGCAGUCGGUUUCCGCAUUGAGAGCUGUGCGUCUUGAGCAUCAAACCGCCCGAAAAAAACCUCCAAAAACCGUCUCGUCGAGUCGAUCCCGACGAGCCUCGCCCUUCUUUCCUCCCCUUCGCAUCUCUCUCCACUCAAUCCCCCUUUCCCAUCACAAUGUUCAACAUUGGCCGCAGCCGCGCGGCGGCGUCGGCCCUCAGCGCCGCAAAGCUGCACGUCACCCCCUCCGUUCGACUGCCUGGCGUCGCCCAGCAGCGAAGAGCCCUCAGCAUCCACGAGUACCUGUCCGCCGACCUGCUGAGAAAGUAUGGCGUUGGUGUUCCCCAGGGCGCCGUUGCCAAGACCGCCGCAGAGGCCAAGGCUGUGGCCAAGGACAUUGGCACUGGCGAUCUCGUCAUCAAGGCCCAGGUCCUUGCUGGUGGACGAGGCAAGGGAACCUUUGACAACGGCCUCAAGGGCGGUGUCCGCGUCAUCUACUCUCCCCACGAGGCCGAGAUGUUUGCCCAGCAGAUGAUUGGCCACAAGCUCAUCACCAAGCAGACCGGCGCCGACGGCCGUCUGUGCAAUGCUGUCUACAUUUGCGAGCGCAAGUUUGCUCGCCGCGAGUUCUAUCUGGCUAUCCUGAUGGACCGAGCCUCCCAGACCCCCGUCAUCGUCUCCUCCUCCCAGGGAGGUGUCGAUAUCGAGACUGUUGCCAAGGAGCAGCCCGAUGCCAUCACUACGACCUACAUCGACAUCAAGACGGGCGUUACCGACGAGAUUGCCCGCGGCAUCGCCACCGGCCUGGGCUUCAGCGAGCAGUGCAUCGAGGACGCCAAGGACACCAUCCAGAAGCUCUACAAGAUCUUCCUCGAGCGGGACGCUACCCAGAUCGAGAUCAACCCCCUGUCCGAGACCUCAGACCACCAGGUCCUCUGCAUGGAUGCCAAGUUUGGCUUCGAUGACAACGCCGACUACCGCCAGAAGGAGGUUUUCGAGUGGCGCGACACCACCCAGGAGGACCCCGAUGAGGUCCGUGCCGCUCAGUCCAACCUCAACUUCAUCAAGCUGGAUGGUGACAUUGGCUGCCUCGUCAACGGUGCCGGUCUGGCCAUGGCCACCAUGGACAUUAUCAAGCUGAACGGCGGCCAGCCCGCCAACUUCCUCGACGUCGGUGGUGGUGCUACACCCGCUGCCAUCAAGGAGGCCUUUGAGCUCAUCACCAGCGACUCCAAGGUCACCGCCGUCUUCGUCAACAUCUUUGGCGGUAUUGUCCGCUGCGACGCCAUCGCCAACGGUCUCAUCAAGACUGUCGAGACCCUCAACCUGAAGAUUCCCAUCAUUGCCCGUCUUCAGGGCACCAACGUCGAGCUUGCCCAUCAGAUCAUCAACGAGUCUGGUCUGAAGAUUUUCUCUAUUGAUGACCUGCAGAGCGCCGCCGAGAAGGCUGUGCAGCUGUCCAAGGUCGUCAAGUUGGCUCGCGAUAUUGAUGUUGGUGUUGAGUUCACCCUGGGUAUCUAGACGGUAACAGAGUCGUAAGACUGGAGGCAUGGAUUCCUUGUAAUGUCUGUUUUUGAAGGAGGGGCCGAUGGAAGCAAAUCAGCCAAUAGGCAAGGGGGGGUCCCGGAAAUGGUGCGGCGGUCAAGGCAUUUUGUUGCUUUUUCAAUAGCAUAUGUCGACGUAUUGUACGUUGUAGAUGAAGUAAAAGAAACGAAAAAAGAAACCCUUUUUAAUUCUGCCAAGCUGGAGCCAAGGGCGUGUUGAGCUGAGAAUCCGGGC